UGGCAAUGUCGCAGAAGGGCAAAAUUGUUUUAAAAAACAAGGCUAAAGAAGCAGAAAGUUACCAGGAAUCAAAAAAAUUUUAAUUAAUGGUUUAAUGUAAGGUACAAACCUGUUGACAAAGGAUUUAUCAAAGUAAAAUAUUUUAUGCCUGUGACCACUACCAUAGUUACAACUAGUUGAAUCCGUUUUGCUUUUAGUGGUAAAACUACAUAUGGCGUAUUCGUCAGUUUCCGACGAACUUGGAGAAGAGUUCAAUCCCAAAAAAGAAGAAAAAGAAGGAAGUAUUCUUGAAGUUGGUGAUCAAGCUGUUUGGUCCCUUUCCUCGUGCAAAGCUGGCUUUGGAAUUGAUCAACUAAGAGAUGACAGUACUGACACAUACUGGCAAUCUGAUGGUCAAUUACCACAUCUGGUCAACAUUCAAUUUAGAAAGAAAACAACCAUCCAAAACAUCUGGAUAUUUGCGGAUUAUAAGGCAGAUGAGAGUUACACACCAAGUCGAAUAUCCAUAAGAGCAGGAACAGGUUUCAGUGAUUUACAAGAAGUAGAAGUAGUAGAACUAAAUGAACCAAAUGGCUGGAUAGCAAUCCCACUAAAGGACGCCCAAGACAAGUACAUUCGAACAUUCAUGCUUCAAUUAGCCAUACUCAGCAAUCACCAAAGUGGCCGUGAUACUCAUCUCCGAAAUGUUAGAGUUCAUUCACCAGUUUCACAAACCAUAGUUGCAAUCAAACCAUUGCAGAAUUUUCAGUUUUUGAGCAGAGAAAUGUGCAUGUUUAACACUCUGAAAUAAAAACACGUUAAAGCAAAAAUACAAUAUAUGGCAUUAGUUGCGGUACUAUUGCUUUAAAGUUU
This is a messenger RNA of Daphnia carinata, 852 nucleotides long. It is a transcript of the gene APC10, whose product is annotated as anaphase-promoting complex subunit 10-like. Lineage: Eukaryota; Metazoa; Arthropoda; Branchiopoda; Diplostraca; Daphniidae. Gene Ontology annotation, biological process: anaphase-promoting complex-dependent catabolic process; protein K11-linked ubiquitination. The transcript is spliced from 5 exons. Bases 212 to 790 code for a protein of 192 amino acids. The record is from RefSeq and is a predicted model, not a curated record. Gene Ontology annotation, cellular component: anaphase-promoting complex.